UUUGUCUUCCAUUUUUGCUCGAAGCAUGAUGGGAUUACUAUUACUUUACGAGAACGAGGCCGACACAGAAAGAAGGCGGGAAGCGAGGAGACAAAAUAAGAGGAAGCAACGAUGGCUUAUCAGCAAGGAAUGGAAGGGAUAUGUUCCAAGAAAACGUUGGUGAAGCACAAAGAAAAAAAGACUUGCCAUCAUGGUCCUACAAACACUUACCAAGUUCAGACACCUCUUGGUGAAAUGACAAUUGUCAGUUGUCCUAAGGGGCUACAUUCCUUGAGCCAAGCUGCUCGAACAGAUGACACAUUUAAGCCAGACAAAUGGUGUCAGGUUGAGUUUAUAUCGCAACUGUACAGUGACAAUGGAUAUACCUAUACUCCAGCUCUUCACUGUAUUCAAUGGCUGAAAAACUAUUUUUUGAAACAAGAAAAUGACACGAGACCAUCGAUCUGUCCUUCCAUAUCUAGGAAAGAUACUUUUACGGGCAAGGUAUGGCAGACAUUAACAGAGAAUGUUCCAUUUGGUGAAACAAUCUCAUACAAGGGCCUUUCACUGGCAGCUGGCAGGGAUGGGGCAUUUCGUGCUGUGGGCCAGGCCAUGGCUAGUAACCCUGUACCACUGAUCAUUCCUUGUCACCGUGUCAUUCGCAGUGAUGGUGCAUUUGGCAACUAUGCAAAAGGAGAACUUAAUUCUGUCAAGGAAUGGCUGCUGCAGUUUGAAAGGGAGCUGUUUAAUUUGAACAGUCGCUUACCAUACCAUGGUGUUCACAAACAUUGCAUCCUCAGUUUCAUCCAAGUUUCAAAAGAAAUUUCAGUUUUCACAAUAUUAACAAUUUUGUAAAUCUUAUAAAACGUACAGGUAGUCCUCGGGUUACGACGGUCUC
Messenger RNA from Pomacea canaliculata, 877 nucleotides. RefSeq names its product methylated-DNA--protein-cysteine methyltransferase-like. The transcript is spliced from 4 exons. NCBI's taxonomy places the organism in Eukaryota, Metazoa, Mollusca, Gastropoda, Architaenioglossa, Ampullariidae. Gene Ontology annotation, molecular function: methylated-DNA-[protein]-cysteine S-methyltransferase activity. Gene Ontology annotation, cellular component: nucleus. Bases 112 to 834 code for a protein of 240 amino acids. The record is from RefSeq and is a predicted model, not a curated record. Gene Ontology annotation, biological process: DNA repair.